AUGCCUUGGACCUGGAUUCUGUAUCAGAGCACGGAGGAGCAGGAGGGAGCAUUGUUGCGGGAGAACAAGGAUCUUGGCACCCUUGUUCUGCUUCAUGCUCCAAGGUGCAGAGCAGUCUUGGUGGCGUUCAUCCCGCCAUGCGUCGGGGCGAUGGACGGCGACAAGGAUGACUUCCUCCCGGCUGCUGGGGAUCCUCAGUGGAUCACCACGAGCGAGUGGGACGGGAGGAGGCUGUCGAGGGGCCAGCGCCAUGAUUCUGUCAAAAACUCAAAAUGGAGGAUUCCUGAUUCCAAACGCCAUGAACAAUGUGUUGGAAUGAUCUCAGGCUCGGUCAACGGACCAAGUCUUAAGGGGCUUAACAGCCACACAAUGGCCCUGAUCGAGGGCACCUCUAAUGGAAGAAAACGGCCUGGUCCCAAGACCGACCCGCACUAUAAGAUGAAAGAGAUCACAUUAAGAUGUGACUGA
Messenger RNA from Miscanthus lutarioriparius, 468 nucleotides. NCBI's taxonomy places the organism in Eukaryota, Viridiplantae, Streptophyta, Magnoliopsida, Poales, Poaceae. The record is from the annotation of a GenBank genome assembly.